This is a messenger RNA of Sinocyclocheilus anshuiensis, 2549 nucleotides long. RefSeq names its product clusterin-like protein 1. Gene Ontology annotation, molecular function: misfolded protein binding. The coding region runs from base 110 to 1483 and encodes 457 amino acids. The transcript is spliced from 9 exons. Lineage: Eukaryota; Metazoa; Chordata; Actinopteri; Cypriniformes; Cyprinidae. The record is from RefSeq and is a predicted model, not a curated record. Gene Ontology annotation, cellular component: nucleus.
AGAUAAACAACACACCUUCCCCCUCUGCAGCAAACAGCAUUAAUCACACUGCAUAGUCAGACAUCAGUAGGAAUUUUCUGGUUUUGUUACUCCUUUGAAGUUGCUGAGGAUGAGGGCGUUGAUCUUCUCUCUGGUUUUACUGGCGUCUCUGGGGGCCUUUCAUUGUGCCCCUGAUACUGCCCCACCUCCGAUAUCAGCCAGCACUCUCAAACGCCUGUCUCUGGAAGGGGAGAAGCUGGUGGAUCAGGAGGUCAGCAAAGCACUGUUUGGGAUCAAACAAAUGAAGGAGGUGAUGGCCAGGAACGAAGAGAAACAUGCAAACCUCAUGAAGUCCCUCAGGCACAGCGGGGAGAAGAAAAAGGGGGCAGCAGAGAUCGCACAGGAUAUAGAAAAGAAGCUGAACGAAGCAGAGCAGCAAUGUAAGGAGUCUCUAAAGUCCUCCUGGGAGGAAUGUCGACCUUGUCUUGAGGACACCUGUAAGAACUUCUAUACCAACACCUGCCGCCGUGGAUUCGCCACCUUCACCAAUAAACUACAGAACUUCUUCCAAAGGCUGAGCUCUCGCUUUGGCCUUCGUGAUACUCAGGAUGAGGUUGUGCUGAACCAGAGCGCAGAGAAUCCUGACCUGGAGGUGGUGAGGAUCGAGGACUCCUUCAGCAACCUGCUCACCAAAGUGGGAAGUCUGGUCAAUCGCAGUGUCGUGCUGGUCUCCCACUUCCACCAUGAGCUGGACCAGGCCCUACGAACGGCUUUCAGCCCUGAGCUUCAGGAGGAUAAAGAGAGGGAGCUGGUGCUCAAGCCUGCCAACAAAGCUCUGGAGGGUGUGGGACUGGAAGAUGUGCUGGAGUCCUUCUUUGACUUUGGCAGAAGUGUGUUGGAGGAGUUUGGGGCCGUAGUCACACAUGCCUUCAGUGACAUUCAUGAUGCUAUGGAGAAGACAGAGGAGGAGAAAGAGAGGAAACUCUUCCCUCAGCUUCUACAGGACAAGAGGCUGUGCAAAGAUCUGCGCAGACAGUCCUCAGAGUGCUGGCAGCUGCAGAGCAAGUGUGAGGCCUGCCAGGGAAACUUGUUUACCGAAUGCCCAAAUGUAAGAGAACUACACAUCGAGUUGGAUGACGCCUCUCAGCUGUUGGAAGCGUCCAAGCAGCAGUACGAAGAGGUGCUGCAUGUGCAACGUCACACUGAUGACACCAUCAGCUGGCUCAGCAACAUGGCCUCUGACUUUGGUUGGGUGACUGAGCUCGCCAAUAACAACACCACACCUGAGAGCAUCUUCAGUAUUGCCACGUUUGUGGCACAGACCGAGGAGGGCGACAACACCCCAGCAGCAGACACUACAGUGGAAGUGAAUAUUCUCAACUCCCCCACUCUCACCCUGACCGUUCCUGCGGGUCUCAGGCUGCAGGAUCCUGCCUUCAUGCAGUAUGUGGCACAGGAGGCUCUGGGCAUGUACAAGCAGAUGGCCAGGCAUGAUGAUGUAUAAUCUACAAGUCAUCAGUUUUCUUCCCAGCACUAACCAGGGUACACUGGUAUAUUCUAUGUAUUUAGUUAUAUUUUAUGCAUUGUGUUAAGUUUAAAAGUCAAGUCACUGCAAUUAUUGUUAUUUAUUUAUGGUCUUCUCAUGUGACAGGUUCCAGUUAGCUGCAUUUGUAACUUGUCUUGUGUUAACUGACUUAAACAUCAGUAUGCCAGAAAUGUACUUAUAUCAAUGUGUGAUUGUAAACAGGUAUAACAAUCACUCCUUAAAAAUAAUUUACUUUUAGUGCAAAACCAUUUCUCGUUUAUUACAUCUGUUGGCCUUUAUGCGUUCACUCUGGGAAAUCUAAAAACUAUAAAGCAUUAUAAAUGUUUAAUAUAAUUCUUGAGCAUGUUUCCAUGGAACCUUGUUUCUGUCUCGGAGUAAAAAAAUGUAAUUGUGUGAAACUUACAAUAAUAAAUAAAGCCACAUUGAGAUAUGCACUGAUAUUGCAAGAUCCAAAUUCAGAUUAUGCACUUUUUUUUUUUUUUACACUGUCAGGUGGAAAAGAGCUUCCAUGUUUCUGUUCAGUCCCAAUGCCAUCUACCUAAAUUUUCGAGUUCCAGUUCAAAAGUCUGAACAACACAAACACACAUGAUUUACAAAUAACCCCAUGGAGUUAAAAGCAUUACGUAAAACUUUAUUUUUUACUGUACAAAUUCUUCAGAUUAGUAAUCAUAACCAUUGUUUCACAACAACCGUCCUCAUCAAACUCUGCAGCGGAGACCCUCAUCUUACAUUAGAGUAUUUUCUUUCUUUUGACACAAAGAACAAAAAUCAAUAACAGAGUUUUGCACAAACUUGCCUGUAAGCCCUUGUAGUGAUGGGAGAGAUGUCUAGUGGAUGUCCUGGAUACAGGAGGAGACAAGUCCCUAGAACAAAGGGCUCACGUACAGGAAGGACAAAAGCAAGGCCUCUCGCUAUAUAUGUAAAGCUACAUGACAAAAAGGGAGACGAAACCAACAAAUUAGCCCUCCAAACGAUAUCGGUCUGAUUCAUCCCAAGUGCAUUCAAUUCCUUGUCAUGGAUAAAA